Molecule: messenger RNA, 2207 nt
Organism: Dipodomys spectabilis (banner-tailed kangaroo rat)
Lineage: Eukaryota; Metazoa; Chordata; Mammalia; Rodentia; Heteromyidae
Product: alpha-2-macroglobulin-like
Exons: 17
Cellular component (GO): extracellular region
Source: RefSeq, a predicted model, not a curated record
CUUCAGGUCCAAGUGGAACUGGAACCUUCUCCCAGCUUCACGUCCACCCUUCUGGAUGCAAAACAGGACUCCCACUGUGUGUGUGGGCACGGCCGCGUCACGCUGUCCUGGGCAGUGAUCCCCAAGAAGCUGGGAACCAUGAAUAUCACCGUGAGCGCAGAAACAGUGGAGUCCCCCCAGCCCUGUGACAAUGAGGUGGCCAUAGUCCCCGAGCAGGGCAGCAAGGACACCGUCAUCAGAUCCCUGCUGGUGGAGCCCGAAGGACUGGAGAGAGAAAUAAUGACCAACUCCCUGCUGUGUCCCUCAGAUGCUGAGCUAUCAGAGCAGAUUUCCCUGACGCUUCCAGAAAACGUGGUGGAAGAUUCUGCCCGGGUCUCGGUGUUUGUGUUGGGAGAUAUCUUAAGUUCGGCCAUGCAAAACACCCAGAACCUCCUCCAGAUGCCGUUCGGCUGCGGCGAGCAGAACAUGGCUCUCUUCGCGCCCAACAUCUAUGUGUUAGAUUACCUCAACGAGACGCAGCAGCUCACCAAGGAGCUGGAGACCAAAGCCCUCGGCUAUCUGAGUGCAGGCUACCAGCGCCAGCUGAACUACAGGCACCAGGACGGCUCGUUCAGCACCUUCGGGGAGAGGCACAGCCGGCCCCACGGCAACACCUGGCUCACGGCCUUCGUGCUGAAGACGUUCGCGCAAGCGCGGCGCUACCUCUUCAUAGACGAGCUGCACAUCACGCGGGCGCUGCAGUGGCUGUCCCGGGGGCAGAAGGACAAUGGCUGCUUCACCAGAUCCGGCUCGCUGCUCAACAACGCCAUGAAGGGCGGCGUGGACGACGAGGCGACACUGUCGGCCUACAUCACCAUCGCGCUGCUGGAGAUGCCGCUGCCCGUCACCCACCCCGUGGUCCGCAAUGCCCUCUUCUGUCUGGAAAUGGCGUGGGGCACCGCGAAGGAAGGAGCGCACGGGAGCCAUGUGUACACCAAGGCCCUCCUGGCCUACGCCUUCGCCCUGGCAGGAAACGAGGAGAAGAAGAAAGAGCUGCUGGCAUCGCUCGAGGCGGAAGCUGUGAAGGAAGGGGACUCGAUGCACUGGACGCGGCCACAGAAGCCCAGCGCGCCCGUGGGGCGGUGGUACCAGAUGCAGGCCCCCUCGGUCGAGGUGGAGUUGACGGCCUAUGUCCUGCUCGCCCUCCUCACGGCCCGGCCAGCCCCAGGCCCCGACGCCCUGACCACCGCCACCAAGGUGGUCCGGUGGCUCACGAAGCAGCAGAAUGCCCAGGGCGGGUUCUCCUCCACGCAGGACACGGUGGUGGCUCUCCAGGCCCUGUCCCGCUACGGGGCGGCCACGUUCUCCAGGACGGGUAAGGCCGUGCAGGUGAGCGUGCAAGGCCUGGACUUCUCCAAACAGUUCCAGGUGAACGAUCAGAACCGGCUGGUACUACAGCAGGCCGCUCUGCCACGGGUCCCAGGUCAAUACAAAAUGUCCGUGUCGGGACAAGGCUGCGUCUUCAUCCAGACAUCCUUGAGAUACAACAUCCUCCCGGGGAGGGAAGAUCUCCCGUUCACUUUGGAGGUGCACACGGAGCCCCCAACGUGCGACGGCCCGAAGGCUCACACCAGCUUCCGCCUGGUGCUCAACGUCAGUUAUGUCGGGACCCGGCCUGCCUCCAACAUGGCCAUCAUUGACGUGAAGAUGCUGUCCGGCUUCAGCCCCAUGAAGGCCACUGUGAAAAUGCUUGAGCGAUCCAGCGCCGUGAGCCGGACGGAGGUCAGCAGCAACCACGUCCUCAUUUACCUGGACAAGGUGACGAGAGAGGCCGUGAAGCUGUCCUUCGAGGUCGCGCAGGACGUGCCCGUGAGCAACCUGAAGGCCGCCUUGGUGAAAGUCUACGACUAUUACGAGACGGACGAGUUUGCCGUUGCCGAGUACAACGCCCCCUGCAGCAACGUCCACGAAAAUUCUUGAGGACGGGCUGAGUGAGCAGCGGAGUCCCUGCGCUCAGAACUUCACAGGAACUCUUCAAAUAUACAUGUACAUGUUUAUAUCUCUAAAGAUCUGAUACCAGGCACAGCGCUUCACACCUGUAAUCCCAGCCACUCAGGAGGCAGAGGCCUGAGAAGCGCGAAUCAAAGCCGGCCCAGAAGGAAAGUCCAUGAGACUCUUUCUCCCCAGUGAACCAGCAAAAAAGCUGGAGGUGGCGCUGUGGUUCAAGU